This is a messenger RNA of Nelumbo nucifera (sacred lotus), 2222 nucleotides long. It is a transcript of the gene SRS, whose product is annotated as Seryl-tRNA synthetase. Gene Ontology annotation, molecular function: serine-tRNA ligase activity; ATP binding. The record is from RefSeq and is a predicted model, not a curated record. NCBI's taxonomy places the organism in Eukaryota, Viridiplantae, Streptophyta, Magnoliopsida, Proteales, Nelumbonaceae. Gene Ontology annotation, biological process: seryl-tRNA aminoacylation.
UGUCACCCGGCUCAGACUCAUCCCCUGCCCUUCCCCUCGUGGGGUUUGCACCGGAAAAAUUCAGACCAAAGUGGAUAAAAUUCCUUGAAGAACUGUAGCCGUGAAAGCCAAACACCCGGCUAGGUAUCCCAAACGAAAACCCUCUCUCUCUCUCUCUCUCUCUCUCUCUCUCUCUCUCCAGAGUUGCAACAGUGGUGACAUGGGUUUGCCGUGUGGUUUUGGAGCGUCAACUCUCCAAACCCUGAAACUUGUAGCUAUUCCAUCUUCUUUCUCCAUGCUCAGACCCUGUAUCUCCAAAACCCUUUCCCUACAUUCCUAUCAUCACUUUCAGAGGUCUUCACUUCCUUUCCUCUCAAGAGCUCUUUCAGCCACAGCACUUCAGUCUACAUCCAUUGCCAACGAAGACGAAAAGGGUAUCUCUUUCUCUCCACUUGUUAAGCCUCAGUGGAGAGCUGCAAUAGACUUCAAAUGGAUUCGUGACAACAAAGACUCUGUCGCUGCCAAUAUUAAGAACAGGAACUCCAAUGCUGAUUUGGAGCUAGUGCUUGAGCUCUAUGAGAGAUUGUCAAAUCUCCAGAAGGAAGUUGAACGGCUUCGUGGGGAAAGAAAUGUGGUUGCAAACAAGAUGAAAGGAAAACUAGAACGAUCUGAACGCCAAAGGCUUAUAGAAGAAGGAAAGAAUCUUAAGGAAGGACUUGCAGCUCUAGAAGAAGACCUUGUCGAGCUCACUGAUAAGCUUCAACAAGAAGCACAAAGCAUACCAAAUAUGACUCAUCCAGAUGUUCCUAUUGGAGGGGAGGAUUGCUCAGUACUCAGAAGGAUGGUUGGUAGUCCACGUGAGUUCAGCUUCCCUGUCAAAGAUCACCUGCAACUUGGAAAAGGACUAGAUCUCUUUGAUUUUGAUGCAGCUGCAGAGGUAAGUGGAUCAAAAUUCUACUACCUAAAAAAUGAGGCAGUUAUGCUAGAGAUGGCACUUAUCAAUUGGACUCUAUCAGAAGUUACAAAAAGGGGUUAUACACCUCUAACCACCCCUGAGAUUGUUAGGUCGUCUGUCAUUGAGAAAUGUGGUUUCCAACCUCGUGGAGCAAACACUCAGGUUUAUUCCAUUGAGGGUAGUGAUCAAUGCCUCAUUGGGACUGCAGAGAUUCCUGUAGGGGGAAUUCAUAUGGAUUCCAUUCUAGCUAGUUCAACGUUGCCUUUGAAGUACGUUGCUUACUCCCAUUGCUUCCGUACUGAGGCUGGUGCUGCAGGCACUGCAACAAGGGGCCUUUAUCGAGUCCAUCAGUUCAGCAAGGUGGAAAUGUUCAUUUUGUGCCGACCAGAGGAUAGUGAUACCUACCAUGAGGAGUUAAUUGGAAUUGAGGAAGAUCUCUUUUCAUCUCUAGGGCUUCAUUUCAGAACUUUGGAUAUGGCAUCUGGUGACUUGGGUGCACCUGCUUACCGUAAAUUUGAUGUAGAAGCAUGGAUGCCGGGUCUAGAACGUUAUGGUGAGAUAUCAAGUGCUUCAAAUUGUACUGACUAUCAAAGCAGGCGGUUGGGCAUCCGGUUCCGCCCUUCAUCUGAAAUAUCAACUGGUCCUAAAAAGGGAAAAACCAACAUUCCAACACAGUUUGUGCACACCCUUAAUGCAACAGCAUGUGCAGUCCCUAGGAUGGUCAUCUGUCUGUUAGAGAAUUUCCAGAAAGAAGAUGGAUCUGUUAUUAUUCCUGAGCCAUUAAUACCAUUCAUGGGUGGGCUUGAUCUGAUUAGACCUAAGUCAAAAUGAGAAGGAUGAUAAUUAUAUUUAUAUUCAAAUUUUGGACUUGAUCUGUUGACUUGAUAUCCAGAACUUGGUAAGGCCGUGCCUUCAACUGCAAAAGAGAAAGGGGAGAAACUGGAAGAAAGAAAAUUUAGCGUACAGGAUUUAUUUGAGGAAGUUUCCAGCUUCAAGCCUUCAACUAGUGGAAACAGAGGUUUUGAUUUCCUUCAUUUAGAUUUAUUCAUUAUGAAAAAUAUGGGCUUUCUGUAUGCUCCAUGAAAAAUAUGGGUUUUGAAGUUUCCUUGAUCCCAUAAUUUAAUUGAAAAGGAAAACUGGUUAUGGCCAUUACAAGACCCAAUACAAUCACUUCAAAACUAUAACAAAAAAUCAUAAGACUUAAGACAGAUAAUUUUAAUUACUUGUUUGAUACACCGUAAUCUGUACAUCUGUUAUCUGUUACCGGUAUGGCAUUUUUUUUUGGUCA